Stylonychia lemnae is the source of this 1098-nucleotide messenger RNA. The record is from the annotation of a GenBank genome assembly. Lineage: Eukaryota; Ciliophora; Spirotrichea; Sporadotrichida; Oxytrichidae.
AUGGUUAGCAAUAAAAAUUAAAGUGGAUUUGAGCAAUUAGAAAAAGAUAAAGAACCUGGUUUCAACUUUGAAGAUAAUUAUGAAUUCUAUAUGUACCAUCUUAACACUUCAGGCCAACUUAUUACGCCACAGGAAUAAAUUGAUCCCCUUAAUCCAAACAGUAGGGUAGUUUUGUCUAAAACAAAAUUAAGCAAAAUCAGUAAAUUGAAGGCUGACCAGGAAAAAGAUUAAAAACCUUCACUAGGCUCAUAAUUUGGUCAAGCCCUAAGAGGUAAAUUAGGCCAGGAUGAAGCAAAUGCAAAGAAGGGUAAAGAGAAUAAAAUCAUAGAGGAAUAAAAUAGGAGAAUAAGAGAAAGAGUGAGUUAAGAACUUGUUUCUGACAGUGAAGCGUAUCACUCUUCAUUUUCUCAUAUUACUCCAAUGGAUGAUAAAAAAUUCAGAUCAGCAAAUUUAAAAAGCAGUGAAAAAAGAAACAGCUCUUAUACUAAAAUGCAAAGUUCAAUUUAAAAUUCAAGGCAAGUGGUAAUCAAAUAAAAGUCUAGUAGUUAAUUUAGAAACGGAGAUCAGAGUGAAAGAGCAGAAUAGAAUUUGAAACUUCCAUAAAUAAAGUAAAACAAGAUAUAGCCAUUUGAAAUAGAACCUAAGAGGAAGAGUAAAAACUACUUAACAAUUCCAGUUAACAAAUCAGUUCACAUUCUAAAUCAAUCUCAAAAUGUAAACAAAAACUAAUUAGGUUUGAGCAUGGUUUUGAAUAAGGAUUUGAGAGCAUCUGUUUAAGUGAUGCCUCGCUAUAUGUCUUCUUAAGGUCCUAGAUAAGAAGAAAAACAUAGUCUGAGUCCAGAGGAAAAAAGCGUCAAAAGAAAAGAAAAAUAUUGGAAUAUUCAUUUAAAUGACAGCGGCGUUAGAGAUAAAUUAUUACUGUAGCGUAAAGCUCAGUAAUAUUAUUAAAAGGAAGUAAGAUCUCAUGUACCAAAGAUAAACCAAAGUAAGUAACUUGAAAUUGAGAUCAGAAAAAUGAAAAUGGAUGUCAAAGCAGAUAAGAUGAGAGAUAUGAAAAGGAUUAAUCUUGCAGAUGUCGUCGAAAAAUACGAUUUAUGA